Belonocnema kinseyi is the source of this 1257-nucleotide messenger RNA. RefSeq lists its product as uncharacterized. The transcript is spliced from 2 exons. NCBI's taxonomy places the organism in Eukaryota, Metazoa, Arthropoda, Insecta, Hymenoptera, Cynipidae. The record is from RefSeq and is a predicted model, not a curated record. The coding region runs from base 1 to 753 and encodes 250 amino acids.
AUGAAGUCAAGAAAUUCCUACGUAAUCAGAAGUAGUGUUCCUCCCGCCAGUUCUGUGAUUCUCUUAAUCCUUCGAGUGGUUUUAAUCGAAUUUGGCGAACUGUAUGGUCGUUGGCCUCUCGUUGUAACUCCAAGAAGACUGGAGUGGUUACUGAUAACCAACUCCUUUGAGAUCAGGAAGCUGCAGGGGGCUCUUGUGUCCUCCCACAUUGCUCCUGCCGUGGUUCUCCCUACUGAGGAAAUUAACCCCUUCGUUGACAGAGAGAAUUCGACAAAAGUUUGGAUCCAAUGUGGCGGACGAAAAUACAAAAAACGAUAUUAUAGAACAACAGAUUCACCACCGAUAGUGACAUCAGAUAAAUAUGCAGAAAAAUCUGAAAAUGCAGCGGCGCGUUUCUGGGCUGAGAUUUUUGGAACAGCUCAUAUCGCUUUCGGAUUUGUGAUCGCUUUCAUACUUCAACUUCUUCGUUUCCUACUCUAUAGUAUGGUGAGACCACUAACAGUUGGAAUUCUUCAGAUACUUGCGGAUUACUUUAUUAAGCCCUUCUUGUCAAUCGUCUUCAACGCCCUGAUACAGCCAUUUUUAAUUCUUUUGUACAACAUGGCCACUUCGCUCAGAGAUCUCUGUGAACCGAUAGCAGAAGCCUUAGGCUUUUUUUUCAAAGAAGCGGCAAACGUUCUUAAAGCCUGCAGAGUCGUCGAAAUUAAUCAAAACCCUCAAGAAAUGGAUAAGAAAGUUAUAAACUGUUCAUGAUGUACAUAUAAUAAAGGAAAGUAGGAAUAUCUUUUAAAUUGAAGACCCGAAUGUCUUCAAAUACUUUGAAUUAGAGUUCUUAGAGAAAGAAUAGCAAACGCUUAAAACAGACUUUUAGAGAAGGAAGAAACAAUGGUCAAAGUUAAAGUAAAAGAAAUUAAAUUUGAAUUUGGUUAAAAUAUAUUUUUGUUAAAACAUUUAAAAAAUAGGCCGUAGCUACUACUCGUCCAGAUUUUCGGAUGUAUAGUGAAAAUCCUAAAAAUCUGUACAACUAGACACUUCGACAAGUAUGAGCCAUACAUACAUUAGACGAUUGCACCGCCGGGAAACGCCGUCGCCGGUCAUCUUGCUUCAAACCCGCACCGCCGCUGAUUCGAAUUCAGCGCCGUUGGCGCGGCGGCGUAUUGGCGCACCGACGUAAUCGUAGGUAAAUUUACAUGGUAACGGACAUCUUCCCGCCGGAUGAUCCGGUGGCUUUCGAUUGGUUGCGGAAAUUCCGGUGAC